AUGUGCCACUCUGACCCCCUUAUUCACCGUCCCUCCACCUUACCCCACUGUCUCCAUGACAAAUGUGACAUCCUGACCCCCUUAUUCACCAUCCAUCCACCUUACCCCACUGUCUCCAUGACAAAUGUGACGCCCCUGACCCCCUUAUUCACCAUCCAUCCACCUUACCCCACUGUCUCCAAGACAGAUGUGACGCCCCUGACCCCCUUAUUCACCAUCCAUCCACCUUACCCCACUGUCUCCAUGACAAAUGUGACGCCCCUGACCCCCUUAUUCACCAUCCAUCCACCUUACCCCACUGUCUCCAAGACAGAUGUGACGCCCCUGACCCCCUUAUUCACCAUCCAUCCACCUUACCCCACUGUCUCCAAGACAGAUGUGACGCCCCUGACCCCCUUAUUCACCAUCCAUCCACCUUACCCCACUGUCUCCAAGACAGAUGUGACGCCCCUGACCCCCUUAUUCACCAUCCAUCCACCUUACCCCACUGUCUCCAAGACAGAUGUGACGCCCCUGACCCCCUUAUUCACCAUCCAUCCACCUUACCCCACUGUCUCCAUGACAAAUGUGACGCCCCUGACCCCCUUAUUCACCAUCCAUCCACCUUACCCCACUGUCUCCAAGACAGAUGUGACGCCCCUGACCCCCUUAUUCACCAUCCAUCCACCUUACCCCACUGUCUCCAUGACAAAUGUGACGCCCCUGACCCCCUUAUUCACCAUCCAUCCACCUUACCCCACUGUCUCCAAGACAGAUGUGACGCCCCUGACCUCCUUAUUCACCGUCCAUCCACCUUACCCCGCUGUCUCCAUGACAAAUGUGACACCCUGA
Messenger RNA from Haliotis rufescens (red abalone), 831 nucleotides. RefSeq names its product splicing factor 3A subunit 2-like. Lineage: Eukaryota; Metazoa; Mollusca; Gastropoda; Lepetellida; Haliotidae. Bases 1 to 831 code for a protein of 276 amino acids. The record is from RefSeq and is a predicted model, not a curated record. The transcript has a single exon.